Puccinia graminis f. sp. tritici CRL 75-36-700-3 is the source of this 830-nucleotide messenger RNA. RefSeq lists its product as uncharacterized. NCBI's taxonomy places the organism in Eukaryota, Fungi, Basidiomycota, Pucciniomycetes, Pucciniales, Pucciniaceae. The transcript has 8 exons. The coding region runs from base 1 to 699 and encodes 232 amino acids. The record is from RefSeq and is a predicted model, not a curated record.
AUGAGGACGACAGAAGCUCGGAAGAUGAUCCCGCCGGCGGAUGAGCAAGAAGCGGCGCGGAAACAGUUCUGGGAGAAGUAUCCGCCGACCUCAAAGUGGCCGAUUCCUAAGGACCAAGAAUGGUAUUGGACACAGACCCCCAGACCCGUCGACUUGUUGCCCAUCUGGAAAUCCGUCUUCGCUAAUCCCGUCUUGGAACGCUUAGGUAUUCGUUCAAAUGACGACCCAACUUAUGGAAGAUAUGCGUUACCAUUUUCACCGCAUGAGAAGCUUAUUCGGGAGGACCAGCGAUACACAUGUUGGGACGGGCGGGUGUUUUUGGAGGAUGGUCGGACGGAUGGAGGCGCGGUGGCUGGGCCGGUCGACCAUAAGACUUCGCAUUGGGUCUGGUAUCAGGUCUGGUGGGACGAAGAGGCUUCCAAACGAACAGGGGUUGAGCUGGACUUAUUGUAUUGUCAUGGGAUAGGCGAAUACGGAGGCUCGUUUGCGAAGAAUGCUCGCACGUUCUUGGACGCUGGUCACGGUCGAAGCACGGGUUUCCAUGUCUAUCUGACCAACCUAGACUGUCUAGCACACGCAGUCCAUGUGGUUUUGGGCGACAUCAUCAAGCGAGACUUGGCUGCUCAUCGGCCCCAACGUCCGGUUAUCGUCGCAGGUCAAAGUAUGGGCGGGUUCACUACUGUGUUGUAUGGUCUGUAAGUUAUCUUCAUCGGAUUGGUGUCGGAUAAUUGCCCCCCCCCGUCCUUUAUUUUUUAGGUUACCUGCAAAGAUAUAUAUGGCGCUCAUGAGACUUCGUUUGUCUUAAGGUUGUAUCAUUCGCCAACGGUCAC